AUGGUGAACGUGUGCAACGACGGGGAGGAGUUGGCGAGUUUGAACUUUUUUUGGUUCAGUCCGAAAGAAGAAGGAGGGAGCUGCUCCGUGGGAGAUGUGUCGGUGUGCAUGGCCUACAAAAACUUGUUUUCCACCUUGUCUGCUGCAGCAGCAGCAGCAAAAGUGGACUGGAGCAGCAGCGCUCUGGCCGCAUGCAGGGGCCCCCAGGCCGCGGGCCUCGCGCCCGAGGCCUUCAUGCUUUCUUCCGACGACUCCAGCGACCUCUACAGAUACCUCUUGAUGUUUUGCAUUUGCUGGAACAUCACUUUCUUGACUCUGACUCUUUUCUUCUUCUACAUCAAGUACAGCAGCAAAAUGGACUCCAUCUUCUUCCUCCCCAAACGCCCCAAGGAGAACCUCCUCCUCAAAAUCUUCAGGCCCUUCUCCCCCUUCACCCGCUGA
Eimeria tenella is the source of this 441-nucleotide messenger RNA. RefSeq lists its product as uncharacterized. NCBI's taxonomy places the organism in Eukaryota, Apicomplexa, Conoidasida, Eucoccidiorida, Eimeriidae. The coding region runs from base 1 to 441 and encodes 146 amino acids. The transcript has a single exon. The record is from RefSeq and is a predicted model, not a curated record.